Molecule: messenger RNA, 1608 nt
Organism: Hydra vulgaris (swiftwater hydra)
Lineage: Eukaryota; Metazoa; Cnidaria; Hydrozoa; Anthoathecata; Hydridae
Source: RefSeq, a predicted model, not a curated record
AUAUAUAUAUAUAUAUAUGUAUGUAUAUGUAUGUAUGUAUGUAUAUACUAGGAUGUUAGCCAGCCCAAUGGCACUGCUCAUACAACAGAUUUCCCAAUCCAAUUAAAAAUCAAUGAACCGUUAUUUUUUAAAUAAAAAUAAAUACUCCCAAAAUUGAAAAAACGUGGAAUAAAUUAUAUUACAGGUUAACACCCUGUAUACAUACAGGGCUAUUUUGUUUUAAUGAAUGUUUUAUUGUUUGUAGUUUUAUAAGUUUUAAUGUAACACAUAUGUAAUCAAAUGUACACCAAAGCAGUGUACAUAUUUUGACUGAUUUAGGGAGGACACACAUUGUCUGAGGGUUGUGGCAGGGGCCUAGGGUAGUUAUACGCUAGCUAAACCUACGGGGAGGUUAUAAAUGUCCCCUUAGAGUAAGGCUUCCAUCAACUUAAGGCUUAUUUUUAGCCUGAAUGUAUAUAUUUUAUUUAUUUUAAAAGACCAUGACACAUUACUUAGUUGUAAAAUUUCCAGAGGAGGAUUUAGUGGAGGUAGUUCCGGAAACAUGGUUUUCUCAUGAGACUGGGAAGUGUUUUUUUCCAUCAAAAAUGGACUUAAAAACAUUUAACAAUUAUGUUUUAAAAAUGUUCCCCCCAGAAGACAGUUGGAAAAAAUUUACAGGCAUUGCUUUGUGGAAAACAACUGAUUACAAAAUAGCGCACGAUAAAGCCACUUUAGCAUUAGAUACUUCAGAUCUUAAUACUGAUACAAAAACAACAGGAAAAAAGAGAAAGAGAAAGGAAGUUCAAAGAUUUGAAAUUCUCAAUGAAAAUGAUGAGCCUAAUGUUGAUUUUUGUCCUAAUAAGUUGUCACUUCAUGGAACAUCAAGUAGCACUAGAAACACGUGUGCCCCAAAUGUAGAGUGUAAAAUUUUUCCUCCUAGUAAUGAGAAGUCGAUUCCUUUUUCAAUAUUUAACAAAAGUUCUGUUUCAUUAAAUAGUUCUUUAGAUAAUGACACUAGUUCAUAUUUUCAAAAUGGUCAAAUUUUGUCACCAAAUAAUAGGACAGAUUUAAUGAUGGAUAAGAUUUUAGAAAAGCUCGUUGUGAUGGAAAACAGGCAGAAAUCCAAUGAAAAGAUAUUAAAAACUAUUCUUAUGAGGUUAGAAAGCUGUACAAAUGAGUCUUCAAUUGAAGAUUUACCUGUCACAUUGCCUGUUCAAAAUUGGCAGGAUUUGAUAAUAUUAGUUGAAAUGAGUUCUUCUGUUGGUUUGUCAAGGUUGCUUGGUGUAAUUGGUGGGAGCAAUUUGAAAUCAAUUACAUAUAACAUAAUGAAUCAGCUAGUAUGUCAUGAACUAGCACUAAAAAUGAAUUGGAGUGAUAAAUACAAAAAUAAACACGCCUUUGGAAAGUUAAAAAAAAUUCCUGGCAUAGUAUAUAUUGCAGUUCAAAAGCAUGAAAAAAGAGGAAGUAAUGCAGAUGUUGAGAAGUGCAUAAAAAGGUGGCUAAUGCAAGCUCCGGACAGAAAUGGUGGCCGCGCACAACGUGCUUUAAAAACUUUAACUCAAAACUCUUGAAUUUUCUUUGAUAUAUUAUAUUUUACUUUCAUUACUUAAGUAUAACAUUUUUUUUAUA